ACGAAGUAUGCGAUCGCCGAAAAUUGAAGAUUACAUGAAAAAUGCUGAUGGGACAAUGUCGAGAGCCGAAGAACACCGGGUACGGAGCUCCAUCACCUCGUAUCAUCGGCAUCGGCUGCAACGGCAUCGGCAUCGGUGGAAAGGAUGCUCCCAUCGGCAAAUUUCCGUAUCAAGUUUCAUUGAGAUAUAACGGUAAACACUAUUGCGGUGGAUCUAUCCUCAAUAAUCGUAACAUAUUAACCGCAGCACUUUGUGUUGGAAGGUUUCGGGAUCGGUUAAAUGAUCUUAAUAAUCUAAAGGUCCAUGUUGGAACAAACUUCUUGAACGAAUCAGGAGAUGUUUAUGACGUAGAAAGUGUUAGCAUCCACGUUAUUCAUUCAUUGUCAGACAGUGAUGACAUCGCCUUAGUUCAUCUUAAAACUCCUCUGAAAUACAGCACGCUAGUGCAACCG
This is a messenger RNA of Temnothorax curvispinosus, 452 nucleotides long. Its product is annotated as chymotrypsin-1-like. The record is from RefSeq and is a predicted model, not a curated record. The annotation marks the transcript as partial. Gene Ontology annotation, molecular function: serine-type endopeptidase activity. NCBI's taxonomy places the organism in Eukaryota, Metazoa, Arthropoda, Insecta, Hymenoptera, Formicidae. Gene Ontology annotation, biological process: proteolysis. The transcript is spliced from 3 exons.